This is a messenger RNA of Closterium sp. Naga37s-1, 1071 nucleotides long. NCBI's taxonomy places the organism in Eukaryota, Viridiplantae, Streptophyta, Zygnematophyceae, Desmidiales, Closteriaceae. The record is from the annotation of a GenBank genome assembly.
AUGGCGACGGCUGGCAUGCGCGUGCUGGUGCUGGCAGCGCUGGCAGUGGGGCUGCUGGCGGCGGCGGUGAGUGGAGCGCGCGACGCCAUGAAGGUAGCCAGGGGCCUGGUCCCCACGGACGGUGGGGGCGGUGGGGUGGCUGGCGGGGCGGCGGCGGGGCAGCAGAGGAAGGGCGCGCGCAUUCUGGCGGCUGAGACCUUUGCUCACCACGCCCCUCUGCCCGACUACCUCGACCACAUCCCCCACCGCCAGGCCCUCGCCACCUGUACGUGCUUCUACUCCCUCCUCUCCCUCUCUUCCCUGCCUUGGUUCCUUUGGUCUGCUGUUCCUUUCUUCUCACAGCGCGUUCCUGCUCCCCUUCCCUCUCAUUUCUCUUCUCUCCUUGGCUCUCAUUUCUCUGCUCCCCUUGGCUCUCAUUUCUCUGCUCCCCUUGGCUCUCAUUUCUCUGCUCCCCUUGGCUCUCAUUUCUCUGCUCCCCUUGGCUCUCAUUUCUCUGCUCCCCUUGCCUCUCAUUUCUCUGCUCCCCUUGACUCUCAUUUCUCUGCUCCCCUUGGCUCUCAUUUCUCUGCUUUCCAUGGCUCUCAUUUCUCAGCUCCCCUUACGUCUCAUCUGCUGCUCCCCUUGGCUCUCAUUUCUCUGCUCCCCCUCUCUCCGUGUGGGCGCACGACGGUGACGAUCCGCUCGCAGUACCUGGGGCCGUACGACCUGCACAACGACAUCUACAACAUGACCUUCUACAACGGCUGCGCCUACAACGUCACCAGCCCGCUGCGCGUGUGGCAGUGCUUCAACUUCUACAACAUUUGGGAGGGCGUCCUCGACAACCCCGCGCCCAACCCCACGCAGUACCAGCAAGGCGAAAUCUUCGUGCAGACGCUGCCGGGGUACUGUGAGAUGCGCAUGAACCGUGGUGCUAGCGGCACGCUUCAGAUGCUUCCCGGGGAGACGGUGAACAUUGUGUAUGCGCAUUUGUGGGACUUCCGGCCCUGCGUGCAGGAGCUGCGCUUCGGCAACGGCAACAGCUACUCCAUGACCAACACCACCGAGUGCCAGCUCGCCAAGGUCAUUUAG